Molecule: messenger RNA, 1140 nt
Organism: Penicillium nucicola
Lineage: Eukaryota; Fungi; Ascomycota; Eurotiomycetes; Eurotiales; Aspergillaceae
Product: putative integral membrane protein
Exons: 4
Coding region: 1-1140 (379 amino acids)
Source: RefSeq, a predicted model, not a curated record
AUGACUAUGCUGUCAACCCCCCGAGGCCAUGGCGCCCUUGCCGUGAGCACCGUCUUCACUGUACUGGCAACAUUCAUCACGGCCAUCCGCAUCCUCACUCGGAUAUUUCUCGUCAAGAAGAUGGGGGCAGAUGACUAUGUCAUUCUCAUCUCUCUCGUAUUCUCUUGGGUCUUCUUUGGAUUGAUGGUUGGUGAAGUUUACCACGGCAUGGGCGAGCAUUUCAACAAAAUCCCGCGGGAUAUCUAUAUAACCCAAAUGAUCUGCUUUUGGGCCUCUGUCCCCAUCUACCAAACAAGCCUUAUCAGCACAAAGAUGUCCAUUCUUCUCCAGUACAAGCGAGUCUUCUCCACACCCCGUAUGCGUCUUGCUUGCUUGAUCCUCAUCGGUUUCCUGGGUGCUUAUGGAACCUGGACUAUCAUUUCGGCCUGGGCCAAUUGUGUCCCCCUCGCUCGAUUCUGGGACGACACUGUUCCCGGUUUCUGCUUCGACAAGAAACCUCUGUGGUUCUCAAACUCGGCUAUCCACAUUCUCACCGAUAUCCUGAUCCUCAUCUACCCGAUGCCAGUGCUGAAGUCGCUGCAAUUACCAAGGAAACAGAAACUUGCCGUCAUGGGCAUUUUCGCCCUGGGUAUAUUCGUCCUCAUCACAAGUCUUCUCCGUCUCAAAUCCCUUAUCGUCAUCUCCGAUUCCACAGACCCAACCUACGACAACACCGGCGCCGCUUCCUGGUCCGCAGUCGAAUGCAACGUAGCAAUCAUCUGCGCCAGUCUCCCCGGAACUCGCGCCUUCCUCACCCGCUUCCUCCCCCACAUCUUCUCUACCGGCAGCAACGGUUACCGAAGCCGCACGACGCGGCCCUCGCGCAACGGCCGCAGCGUCCUCGCCGGCACUGGCAACGGCACUGGCAACACACACGGCCAAAAUACCGUGCUGGCCUCUGUCGUCGGUGGCCGAAAUGACCCCGACUACGAUUUGGAGGACCUGCCUGAGUCGCCGGGGUCCUACGGAGCCUUUACCAAGGGUGCGGAGGGGGGCGCUACGGUGAAGGAGACCUUUUCGGGCAUCACGGUUACCACUCGCGUACAGCAGAGUGAGGAUAAGGUUGCGGCUGAUGAUGCCAGCACCAAGGAGCUGAUCUGA